CAGACGCCGCCCGCAUCCCUCCGGCCUCCGAAGCCCCAGACGCCGCCAGCACCAUGGCCAGCACCGUAUCUGCCUACAAGGAGAAGAUGAAGGAGUUAUCCGUGCUGUCACUCAUCUGCUCCUGCUUCUACUCCCAGCCUCACCCGAACACCAUCUACCAGUAUGGGGAUAUGGAAGUGAAGCAGCUGGAUAAGCGAGCCUCUGGCCAGAGCUUCGAGGUCAUCCUCAAGUCUCCUUCUGACCUAUCUCCAGAGAGCCCUGUGCUCUCUUCUCCUCCCAAGAGGAAGGAUGCUUCGUUGGAAGAGCUGCAGAAGCGGCUGGAAGCAGCUGAGGAGCGGAGGAAGACUCAGGAGGCUCAGGUGCUGAAGCAGCUGGCAGAGCGGCGUGAGCAUGAACGGGAGGUGCUGCACAAGGCGCUGGAAGAAAACAAUAACUUUAGCCGCCUAGCGGAGGAGAAGCUCAACUACAAGAUGGAGUUGAGCAAGGAGAUCCGUGAGGCGCACCUGGCAGCGCUGCGUGAGCGGCUGCGCGAGAAGGAACUGCAUGCUGCUGAGGUGCGCAGGAACAAGGAGCAGCGGGAGGAAAUGUCUGGCUAAGGAGCAUUGGACCCAGAGGCGAGAAGAACAUUUUCCGGUUUUGUUUUUGUUUUCAAUUCUGUCUAGAUGCGAAUUUUGUGCCUGCUCCUAUCUGCUCCCCUAUACCCCCAGCUUCCUGCUUUUCCCCCACACUGAACUGUCCAGUCCUUGUAAUGUGUCUGACCUUGGGCUCUUCCUGAAGGAGCUCCUUAGGCAGGAGAUGUGGUCCCCUAUUCAGACACUAGGCCAGGUGUGGCUGGGGCUCUCUUAGUGGCCCUCUUAGUGGAUGUGUUGGCAACCUUAAUAAAUCUAGUGGC
This is a messenger RNA of Apodemus sylvaticus (European woodmouse), 892 nucleotides long. It is a transcript of the gene Stmn3, whose product is annotated as stathmin 3. The transcript has 5 exons. Lineage: Eukaryota; Metazoa; Chordata; Mammalia; Rodentia; Muridae. Gene Ontology annotation, molecular function: tubulin binding. Bases 54 to 596 code for a protein of 180 amino acids. The record is from RefSeq and is a predicted model, not a curated record. Gene Ontology annotation, cellular component: cytoplasm; neuron projection. Gene Ontology annotation, biological process: regulation of microtubule polymerization or depolymerization; neuron projection development; microtubule depolymerization.